This is a messenger RNA of Trichoderma reesei QM6a, 2937 nucleotides long. RefSeq lists its product as uncharacterized. The transcript is spliced from 6 exons. Gene Ontology annotation, cellular component: endoplasmic reticulum membrane. Bases 1 to 2937 code for a protein of 978 amino acids. Gene Ontology annotation, biological process: GPI anchor biosynthetic process. The record is from RefSeq and is a predicted model, not a curated record. Gene Ontology annotation, molecular function: mannose-ethanolamine phosphotransferase activity. NCBI's taxonomy places the organism in Eukaryota, Fungi, Ascomycota, Sordariomycetes, Hypocreales, Hypocreaceae.
AUGGCCGCCAUGGGUCGGCUGGGCUUCCUGGCCACGGCAGUGGUCUUCCACUUGGUGUACAUCUAUUCCAUCUUCGACAUCUACUUCGUCAGCCCUAUCGUGUCUGGCAUGCAGCUGGUCUCCGUGGACCGUCCCGCAAACAUCAAGAGCCCUGCGGAUCGACUUGUCCUCUUCGUGGGUGACGGAUUACGUGCCGACAAAGCUUUCCAGGCCUUCCCCGAGCCAUAUCCCGAGUCGGACGCAGACCUUGUCCCCAGGCACUUGGCUCCCUUUAUCCGCUCCCGCGCCCUCCACCAUGGAACAUUCGGCGUCUCGCACACUCGUGUGCCUACCGAGUCCCGACCCGGCCAUGUGGCCAUGAUUGCCGGUCUCUACGAGGAUGUCUCUGCGGUCGCAACAGGGUGGAAGCUCAACCCUGUCAACUUUGACAGUGUGUUUAACAGGAGCCGUCAUACUUGGAGCUGGGGCAGUCCCGACAUCUUGCCAAUGUUUGAGCGCGGAGCCGUGCCCGGCCGUGUCGAUGCUUACAUGUAUGCUGCCGACUUUGAAGACUUCUCCAAGGAUGCGACGCACCUCGACAUCUGGGUCUUUGACCACGUCAAGGACCUCUUCACCCAGGCCGCAAAGAACAAGACUCUUGACCGAGCCCUUCGAGAGGACAAGGUUGUCUUUUUCCUUCACCUCCUCGGUCUGGACACGACUGGUCAUGGGUUUAGGCCAUUUUCCAAGGAGUAUCUGCGCAAUAUCCAAAUCGUCGACAGGGGUGUUCAAGAGGUGACAGACCUCAUUCAGAAAUUCUAUGGAGAUGACCGAACUGCAUUCGUCUUCACCGCGGACCACGGCAUGAGUGACUGGGGCAGCCACGGCGAUGGUCAUCCGGACAACACCAGGACGCCUCUUGUCUGCUGGGGCUCGGGCGUGGCCUCCCCUGUCUUGCAUCCGGGGAAGAUUGCCCCGGGCCACGACGAUCUGUCGGCCGACUGGAACCUGGAUCACGUUCAAAGGCACGACGUCGCGCAGGCUGAUAUCGCUGCGCUCAUGUCUUACCUUAUCGGCACCGAGUUUCCAGCAAACUCUGUGGGCAAGUUGCCUCUCCCGUACCUCUCUGCAGACUUACGGCAAAAGGCAAAGGGAUUGCUCGCCAAUGCGCGCGAGAUCCUGGAAAUGUACAGGGUCAAGGAAGAGAAGAAGCAAGCAAACGAGAUGAGAUAUAAGCCUUACGGUGCCUUUGGCGCUGCGGGACUGACUCCGGCUGAGCGUGUGGCUCGCAUCGACGAGCUGAUCUCUUCCGGUAAAUACGAAGAAGCUAUCGAGGAGUCCGACGCUCUCAUCAACCUCACCCUGGAAGGGUUGCGCUAUCUCCAGACCUAUGACUGGUUGUUCCUGCGUGCCUUGAUCACUGUUGGGUACCUCGGCUGGAUAGCAUAUGCCAUCACCACGGUCAUUAACCUGUAUGUGGUUCCGGCGCCCACCGCACCCAAGCGCAACAUUUCAACCGUUGUUGGGUUCUCCUCCGUCUUGGCUGCAUUGUACGCAUCCUUCAUCGCAUCCAAGUCCCCUCCUACGUACUACGCCUAUGCCUUGUUCCCCGUUGUGUUUUGGGAAGAGGUCUUUGCGCAGAGGGACAACCUGCGAGAGGGAGGUCGGCUGCUGUUUGCGCACAUCAAUUCGGCUGGCCAGGUUGCGACUCUUGUUGCGAAUGCAAUAAUUUACUGUGCCAUUCUCAUAUCUUUGGCCCUUGGGUACAUUCAUCGCGAAAUCCUGACUGGUCUGUUCAUCUUGGGGACGAUAUGGCCUCUCACGUGUGGCAUUUCCUUUGUUCGCUCGAAUGCACUACUCAGCGCGGCCUGGGCAGUCUCUUGCUUGGUCAUGAGCACGUUUACACUUUUGCCAGCAAUGAAGCUUGAGAACGUUGACCUGAUAGUCGUCAGCGGUGUGAUCAUGAGCCUGAUCGGCUUGUUGUACAUGGCUUUCGAGCCGUUUGUACUGUCAGACUUUUCCUUGGCGGGCGUUGAAUCCAACAAGUACAAAAACUCUCAACUCAGCAGGGUGGCAACAGGCAUCCAGGUUGGCCUCAUCAUUCUUGCUACACUGGUGACUCGCUCGAGCGCCCUGUCAAUUCAAGCCAAGCGAGGGUUGCCCUUGGGCAACCAGGUCAUGGGCUGGAUUGUUCUGAUCUCCUCCUUUUUGACGCCACUGCUGCAUCGAUUGUCACCAAACAGCAAUUUCAUGCACCGUCUUGCCAUGAUGUUCUUCACAUGCGCUCCCACAUUCAUCAUCUUCACGAUAUCGUACGAGGGCCUUUUCUAUGUCGCUUUCUCACUUUUGCUUCUCAUUUGGGUGCGUCUAGAGCAUCGUCUCGAGACGUUCGGCGUAGCCCAGAACGGCAGUGCAACCGGGGCCGCAAAGACCGACACGGCCGUAUCGUACCGGCCAUUGCGGUUGUCCGACGCCCGCGUUGCCCUGUUCUUCAUGGUGCUCCUCCAAUCCGCCUUCUUCAGCACCGGAAACGUCGCCUCCGUCUCAUCCUUCAGUCUGGAGAGCGUGAACCGGCUGAUCCCAGUCUUCGACCCCUUUUCACAGGGCGCACUGCUCAUCCUUAAGCUCAUGAUCCCCUUUGUCCUCAUUUCGGCAAACCUUGGCAUCUUGAACACGCGGCUCCGGGUGGCGCCGUCGGCAUUCUUCAUGGUCGUCAUGGCAGUCAGCGACAUCCUGACCCUCUACUUCUUCUGGGUCGUCAAGGAUGAGGGGUCUUGGUUGGAAAUUGGAUCCACCAUCAGCCAUUUUGUGAUUGCCAGUCUUUUGUGUGUGUUUGUUGCACUGCUCGAGGGCGUCAGCGCCAUGUUUAUCAGUGGCAUUGACGUUGGCGACGUGUCACAUGAGGGCCAGAAGAGUCUGGUAAAUGGAAAAAAGGACGUAAAAGAGGUACAGAACUAG